This is a messenger RNA of Xyrauchen texanus (razorback sucker), 2179 nucleotides long. Its product is annotated as zinc finger MYND domain-containing protein 19-like. Lineage: Eukaryota; Metazoa; Chordata; Actinopteri; Cypriniformes; Catostomidae. The transcript is spliced from 6 exons. The coding region runs from base 179 to 862 and encodes 227 amino acids. The record is from RefSeq and is a predicted model, not a curated record.
CAACGCCUUUCAGCAGCGGUGCAUCACGGAGGUUUGGAAGCUGGUGGAGAAUAUUCGGGCAGCGGCAGACCCUAUUACACUAAAUUGUACUCGGGGUUGGGUUGGCCGGACAAGAUUUUUAAACCUAAUACAGUUGUACCUGCUCUCACAUUUCAGCCUGGACCUGACAUCCCCUCUAAUGUCGGAUUUCAAGCUUGGGAUUGUUCGACUUGGCCGUGUGGCCGGGAAGACAAAGUAUACUUUGAUUGACGAGCAAGACAUACCAUUAGUGGAAAACUAUGCCUUUGAGGCACGCAUGGAAGUUGAUGCUGAUGGGAAUGGGGCAAAAAUCUUUGCAUAUGCCUUUGACAUUGGCAAGGGCAGAUGGGCAGGUCGACCACUGCAUGAGUUACUCUGGGAAAAGCACAGAGGUGGCAUUGCUCCAAGUUUCCAAGUAGUUCACAUAAACUCAGUCACAGUGGACAACCGUCUAGACAACUUGCGUCUCGUUCCAGUGGGAUGGAGUCCCAAACCAGAAGACCUGUCCAGCAAACAGAGAGAGCAGUCGCUAUACUGGCUGGCCAUCCAGCAGGUUCCUGCAGACCCAGUGGAGGAGCAGUAUCUGGAGUUGAGUCGCACGCGUUACUACAAUGCCAAUGGAGAACUGGUGGAAGAGGAGGAGUGCUCCUGCACCUACUACGAGUGUCACUACCCACCCUGCUCGCUCAUUGAGAGGAGGCUGAGAGAGUUCAACAUCUGCGGCCGAUGCCAGGUGGCACGCUACUGUGGAUCGCAGUGUCAACAGAGAGAUUGGCCAGCCCAUAAGAAGCAGUGCCGCGAACGCAAACGGGUUCUGGCAAUGGAGUCAGAGCCUGAGCGAUGAUCCCCCCCCCCAAAACCCCACAUUCAAGUAUGUGUGCUGAGACUUUUGAGUUUGCAAAAACUGACUGAUAGCGGACAAUAUUGUUGGCUUGGAAAGGCCUCUUGGGGGGAAAAAUAAAAACUACCCAGAACUUUCACAUCUCCACAGCUUGCCUAUGGGGAUUAUGGGAAAUUAAGUUUUUUAUUGUUUGGAGGGAGGUCUCAAAGGCUCCACUUGCUGCUAUGGAUGCGUGUUUAAUGAAGACAAACACCAUGCCGUCAUAACUUUUUUUUUUUUUUGUGGACUGCAUUUGAGUAUUGACAGUCAUGCACUCCUUCCAUAAACCCUCCUGUCAUGAAGUAUUAGCUGCUGGUAUCAAAGGACAGAACUGCUGUACAAUUGAUAAUAGGAUGGAAAACAGACCUCUUCACUGUACUACCCUUCCUCCUCUUCCUCUCCCGAUUGGACUUGUGCACAUAAAUAAGCACAUAGUCACCCACAUGCCAUACCUUCUACAAGUAUACAGCCAAUAGCUGUGCAAAACCACACCACCAGUAUUGUGUGUGCAUGCCAUUAUUGACUGAAGAACGUGGUUGAAUGUUUGUCUGUUGUUUUUUAUUUUAAUAUUUACUUUAUUUGUCAAUGGGAUGUUUUUGGGGGCGGUAUUGGGGAAUAUGCCUAAUUGGGGGCAGUUUCACUUUUUUGUGUACCCAUAUUGAGUUUUUCAAAAGCAUACUAUGUACUCUUCCCACUCAUGUUUAAUUUCACUUUCCAUAACAAGCACUCAUUUUAGAGGGAUGUCCUGGGAAAAACUUGAAAACCCACAUGGAAUUUCUAUUCAUGUUGUCAGCAUGUACUUGUCUAAAGUUGUCAUUUGGGUCCCAGUAAUUUAAUGAGUAGUCUUUUGUCUUAAUGAUCUUACUGUCAAAGUGAGUAUAAUUUUUUUUUUUUUUUUUUUUUUUAUCUCAUCUUAAAAGAAAAAUGGGCACUCAAGUUGCAAGUGUGUCUUCCUUUUAUGUCAAGGGCAUCUCUACCAAACUGUGACGUACACAUACAACUAAGCAUGUAUUGCAAAUACAUACAUGUUACUUUUGUCUGUGUUCGUAUUCCGAAUAAUUUAUUUAUCUGGUUGGGGUAGAACACUGUGCACUGAAUAUCUUCACUUUGAUCCUUGAGCUUUGCAGAGAAGUGGGAAUCUAAGGUAGUUUUGGGUGUCUGUUAUUUUUAUUUUUUUCUAAGCUAUUACCAUAUAAAUAUGUGAAUGGACAAAGUUUGUGAUAAUUGACCAUCUUAUUGUCACUGUAAAAUAGACAAAUAAAGUAAUUAAAUAAAAUUGGA